AUUCAAUUUAUUUUUUUUAUAUGAAGUUUGACAUUCAGUUUUUAUUUUUGUUGCAGGGAAAUUUUCCUUUUUUAUUAUUAAACAAUUACUAAUAAUAAAAACUAAUUGCAUCAAACGCGUAAAUGUUUGACAAACACAGUGUUACAAAAUAACAUACUCUAAUUUGGUGAUAAAAACAGAAUACGACUAUGGAUACCUUAUCACCCGGAAACCUCAGCAACCAGAAGCAGCAUUUGGCUUUACGGGUAGCUUUGGAUACAAUGAAAGAUCGUUGCAUUUUACAGCAGAAAAGACUUUCAGAAUUGGAAGAGGAAAAUCAACAAUUACGCGAACGCUUGACACAAAACACCAAAACAAACAACAGCAAUGCGUCACACAAUGCUGGUGGAGUGGCUGAGAAUUUUCAAUUACGUUUGCAGGUUUCUGAAUUGCAACGACAAAAUGUACAGCUUAAUGCUCACAUCAAUAUGGUAUCCGCUGAGAAUCGCAAGCUCUGGCAGCGUCUGUCACAAAUGGCCAAAGAUCAAACAAAAAUUGUAAAGGACAAAGACACCACACUAACAAAUUCCAAUAGUGGCGGUUUGGUAGCCAGCGAUGAUGGCCUAAGUCCUCGAUCAGGUGGAAAUGGUUCAGCAAAUCAAAAUCUUAUACGCUCUAAAACAUUCACACAACAUUCUCCCAAUCCGAAUUUGCGACAUAAACUCUUAUCGGCCGAUAAUAGUGGUUCUUGUGAAAUGUUAGAUGUUAGUUUGGAGACAGAUGUAGCUCUAGAGGUCUUUGGCGACGAGAGUGGCAGACAACAGUCAAGUGCUGGCAAUGAUGCUGUUGUAAACCAGGUUGCUAUGGGUUUUGGUUAUUUAAAUGUUGAGGAUUCAUCUAACGGAUCAUCACAAGAGCAAGACUUUAAUAUAGAGGCACGAAAAUGUAUGGAGGGUUUGCAAGAGAUGCGCCGUGAAGCGAUGAAACAGCAACAUGAUUUAAAUUCAGUUUUUGCACUGCUAGAGAGUCGUAUUGCUCUACAACCCUGUCCAGAAUGUGUUAAGAAAUCCCAUAAACCUGAAAUGGCCGAUAAAAGUCUAGAAACCGAUGAGAGCUUAAAUGAUGUAACAAAAUACAACAACAGUACGGCUAAUGAUUUAAAUACUAUUUACUCAGAGUCAUCUGCUAAAAUAAUACCAGUGGUUCAAAAUAAUCACUUGAAUAUAAUACAGGACAAAAUAUUAGCCGAUGAAACCAAUAAUAUGUGUCCUAUGUGUGGAAAAAUUUACGAUAGUCAAGUAACAUUUGAAUCUUUCUGUGAGCAUGUUGAAGAACAUUUUCGUGACGAUAACAUACCGGAAGUUGAUCACAGUAUGGAGCAUAAUUUUGAGUUAAUAUCGCACACAGUAGGUGAUUUCUGACCCAACAGAAAUCGUAUAUAUUUUUCAUCAGAUUUGUAAAGAAAAAAAUAGAAGACAUAAAGAAUUAUAAAACUAAUUACAGAGA
This is a messenger RNA of Lucilia cuprina (Australian sheep blowfly), 1485 nucleotides long. RefSeq names its product protein spindle-F (gene spn-F). NCBI's taxonomy places the organism in Eukaryota, Metazoa, Arthropoda, Insecta, Diptera, Calliphoridae. Bases 189 to 1400 code for a protein of 403 amino acids. The transcript has 2 exons. The record is from RefSeq and is a predicted model, not a curated record.